AUGGCGUCUUCGUUAUCAGAAAAACUCGAAUCUACAACUUUAAGUGAUGCCGAUUGGCGAGCUCAGCUAACGGCACCUGUCAAGGAUCUUCGUCCUCAAACUGAAGAUGUGACAGCGACGAAGGGACUUGACUUUGAAGAACUUUACAUCAAGCGAGAACUCCUCAUGGGCAUAUUCGAAGCAGGCUUUGAGAAACCCUCUCCAAUCCAGGAAGAAACCAUACCGGUCGCAUUGACGGGACGGGAUAUUCUCGCCCGCGCUAAAAAUGGUACAGGGAAAACGGCGGCGUUCGUUAUUCCAGCCCUGGAAAGGGUAAACUCAAAGAGUCCUAAGACACAAGCCCUCAUCUUAGUGCCAACCCGGGAGCUUGCUCUACAAACAUCGCAAGUCUGCAAGACUUUGGGUAAACAUCUCGGAAUCAACGUGAUGGUUACGACAGGUGGAACAGUGUUGAAGGAUGACAUCAUACGUUUAAACGAGGCUGUUCACGUCCUCGUCGGUACCCCUGGAAGAAUUUUAGAUUUGGCUGGGAAAGGCGUUGCAGACUUCAGCGAAUGCCCAACCUUCAUCAUGGAUGAGGCGGACAAACUACUCAGCCCUGAGUUCACCCCCAUAAUCGAACAGCUCUUGGCAUAUUUCCCAAGCGAUCGCCAAAUAAUGCUCUUCUCCGCUACUUUCCCCUUGGUCGUCAAAAGUUUCAUGGACAAACACCUGAAACAACCCUACGAGAUCAAUCUCAUGGAUGAGUUGACUCUUCGCGGAGUUACUCAAUACUAUGCAUUUGUCGAGGAGAAGCAAAAGGUCCACUGCCUGAACACCUUGUUUUCGAAGCUCCAAAUCAAUCAAUCAAUAAUAUUCUGUAAUUCUACAAACCGAGUCGAGCUGCUCGCCAAGAAGAUCACAGAGCUCGGGUACUCCUGCUUCUAUAGCCAUGCGAAAAUGCUCCAAAACCACAGGAACCGCGUAUUUCACGAUUUUCGAAACGGGGUCUGUCGCAAUCUAGUCUGUUCAGAUCUCCUAACCCGAGGCAUCGAUAUCCAAGCUGUCAAUGUUGUUAUCAACUUUGAUUUCCCGAAGAAUGCGGAAACAUACCUCCAUCGAAUUGGUCGUUCGGGCCGCUUCGGUCACCUCGGUCUUGCCAUAAACCUCAUCAAUUGGGACGACAGAUUUAAUCUCUACAAGAUAGAACAGGAACUCGGGACCGAAAUCCAGCCUAUACCAGCUCAGAUAGACAAAAAAUUGUAUGUCUAUGAUUCACCAGAGAGUAUCCCUCGUCCACCAGCAGCCCAAAGCUCAAUACGUUCAGCGCCAUCACCCGCUACUACUAAUCCGAUCUCUCAAAACACAAACCGUCCAGAUGCACGUAGUGGCCCCCACCCCGCGCAGCCUCAAGCCGUAAGACACAACAAGACACGAGGAAACCAUUCUACGGGGCAAAGCUUCCGGGGGGGUAGAGGGUCACAGAGGGGCUAUGGCCACCAUCAAAGCUAUGGACGCCGUAAUGACAAUGGGCAUGGGACAGAAAGCAUCCUCCCAAGCUCCCAUAACGCCUAA
Messenger RNA from Orbilia oligospora ATCC 24927, 1554 nucleotides. RefSeq lists its product as uncharacterized. Gene Ontology annotation, cellular component: P-body; cytoplasmic stress granule. The record is from RefSeq and is a predicted model, not a curated record. Bases 1 to 1554 code for a protein of 517 amino acids. The transcript has 6 exons. Lineage: Eukaryota; Fungi; Ascomycota; Orbiliomycetes; Orbiliales; Orbiliaceae. Gene Ontology annotation, molecular function: mRNA binding; RNA helicase activity; ATP binding. Gene Ontology annotation, biological process: P-body assembly; cytoplasmic stress granule assembly.